Molecule: messenger RNA, 846 nt
Organism: Suillus subalutaceus
Lineage: Eukaryota; Fungi; Basidiomycota; Agaricomycetes; Boletales; Suillaceae
Product: ribosomal protein L37e-domain-containing protein
Exons: 6
Coding region: 194-478 (94 amino acids)
Biological process (GO): translation
Cellular component (GO): cytosolic large ribosomal subunit; ribosome
Molecular function (GO): RNA binding; structural constituent of ribosome
Source: RefSeq, a predicted model, not a curated record
CUUUGAACGCGGCUGGGUGUUGCCAGACCUUCAGAAGAUCUCAUGCAUGCAGCGUAGGGGUUAAAUUUCCACUUCAAGUCUGCUUUCACACGAAACAUCGCUAUUCCCACGCUCCCAGCCUCCCCUACUGAAUCAACCCCGGCACGCCCACCGGUAUCACUACUAGUAUCCAAAUCCUCAAGAAAACGUCAAGAUGACGAAAGGUACUUCGUCCUUCGGUAAGAGACACACCAAGUCCCACACGCUCUGCCGGCGCUGUGGUCGUCGUGCGUUCCACAGGCAACACAAGACCUGUGCCCAGUGCGGCUACCCCGCAGCAAAGCUGCGUUCGUAUGAGUGGGGCCAAAAAGCCAAGCGCAGAAAGACCACCGGUACUGGGCGCAUGCGUACGCUCAAGGACGUAUCGAGGAGAUUCAAGAACGGAUUCAGAGAAAACACCGUCGCAAAGAAGCGUGUCAGGCCAACCGCGGAGGCAUGAGCGUGAGCGGAAACGCGAUACCGCGCUUGCAUGUUGUUUUACAUACUUGAGAAUUUUUAGCCUAUGCUGCUCGCAUCAUUUUCUACGCACGCACAGAAUACAUGAUUCAUGCCAUGCUUCCUUGCCGAUUCUGAGUGAAGCUUUGAACGUCAUCUGAUUAGUCUCUUCUUUCUGAUUAUACUACUCCGAUCAUGGAUGAGCCUUGUUACUUGGUGUUUCGACGCAUGUGUGUUUCUUGAUUGGCAUCUGCGAGUGUUUAGGACCAAGCAACUUGAAUCUCUAACUUCGCGGACAGGGUAUAUGCUGCUGCACUGGUUCCCUGAUGUUGACCGCCCUACCUUAGCCUACCCCACAUUAUUGAUUUGCUG